AUGUCCCAUCAUCCUACCUAUACUUUAGCUGGCUUAUGUGCCGUUGGCGGUGUUGUUGGUUUUGCAAAGACACGUUCGCUUCCUUCUUUAGUAGCUGGACUUGGUGUUGGAGCCCUUUACGGAGCUGCCGGUUAUUUAAUUCAACAAAACAAGGAUUAUGGUCAUGAGACAGCCAUCGCUGCUACCACCUUGUUGGGUGGUGCCAUGAUUCCUCGUGCCAUCAAGACCAGAAAGCCUGUGCCUAUUGCAUUAUCUGUCAUUUCUCUUGCUGCUGGUACCUACUAUGUAAAGAAGGUGAUUGAUUACGCCUAA
Messenger RNA from Mucor mucedo, 312 nucleotides. RefSeq names its product transmembrane proteins 14C-domain-containing protein. The transcript has 2 exons. Gene Ontology annotation, cellular component: membrane. The record is from RefSeq and is a predicted model, not a curated record. The coding region runs from base 1 to 312 and encodes 103 amino acids. NCBI's taxonomy places the organism in Eukaryota, Fungi, Mucoromycota, Mucoromycetes, Mucorales, Mucoraceae.